This is a messenger RNA of Dinoponera quadriceps, 6173 nucleotides long. RefSeq names its product ATP-binding cassette sub-family A member 1-like. Gene Ontology annotation, cellular component: intracellular membrane-bounded organelle; membrane. Bases 897 to 5921 code for a protein of 1674 amino acids. The transcript has 26 exons. The record is from RefSeq and is a predicted model, not a curated record. Gene Ontology annotation, molecular function: ABC-type transporter activity; ATP hydrolysis activity; ATP binding. Gene Ontology annotation, biological process: lipid transport; transmembrane transport. NCBI's taxonomy places the organism in Eukaryota, Metazoa, Arthropoda, Insecta, Hymenoptera, Formicidae.
GAAAUGAGCUUCUGUAUUUUCAAGUAGUACGAAUCAACGUUCAGUUGGAAAUGUCCUUUGUGUUUUGUUGAAUGAUUCAACGAGAACAAAGUUGCGACGAAAUUUACGUGAUAGGCUAAUUAGAGAAGCGUGUCCAUACGUUUACGGUUGGAAAAAGUGAUUAUAUAUGAGGAUGACUCAAAAGAAUAUGCUUCCUGCAGCAUAGGGAGGCUCUUUCGAUUUUAUCGCGGUGCGCUCGUCGUCGGAACUGGCUAAUGCGGGCGCUGGAUUAUUGUUAGUUGCGCGAUUCAAGACCGCUACGUUAUAUUACCUUACGCAUAGCCCCGCCUCUAGACACGCGAUACAGCUGCGUUGGUAUUUUUGACAGCAGUUUGUCGUCGCCUGCUGUGCACAACGUUACUGCUAUGAAAUAGUGUCGUCAUCAACCGUCGUAUGACUGCACAAUAUUGUACGGAAGAACAAUAAUCCUCCAGGGUCGAAGAUAUGAUAAGAUGAAAUUUUAUAAAGCAAGCAGCUCUUAUCGGAUUGAAUAUUUGUACGGCGGAUCGUCAUCGACGAAAUAACUUCUGUAAAAUUCACCAUGACAACGGUGAUAUUCUACACCUAAGAAAGAAUAGAUAAGUGGGAUUUAUGCAUAAUGUUAUGAAAAUUGUUGGAUUAGAUAAAGAAUUUGCACAUUUUGCUAUCCACAAGGUCACAUAUAACCAAUUUGUACAAUACGCUUGAAGUUAGUCAAUAUAUACGUCAACAUAUACGUCACUUCUAAUCAUUUAUUCAGCGGCCUUCAUGUACUUCAUGUACUUUCAAUGGCAGAUGGCUAUAUAUACCAAUUAUAGAUUGGAAUACUGUGUUCUAACAAAUUGUUGAGAAGCUCCUUUACAAAGGACAAAAUAAAUAUGGCUUCUAGGCUGAAAAUGUUUGCCUUAUUGCUGUAUAAGAAUCUGAUUGUGCGCAAAAGACACUGGCGUACGAUAAUAUUCUUACAAACUUUGGUACCUAUUCUAUUGUUCUCAUUAUUACAAGCUGUAAGAGAUUAUAGUGUUAAAUCGCCAGUUAACAUAACGAAGAACAUACACUAUCCUAUACAAACGAAAGCUGAUUUGACUAAUAUUGAUCAUGACUUGACCAGACUAUAUUAUUUGCCAAAAAAUAAUUAUACAAUUAGAAUUAUGGAAUCCACAAGAUAUUGCCUCGGGCUUAUAUCUGAAAAUGUGAAAGGUUUCUCAAAUGAGACUGAAAUGGUAGACACUUAUACAUUGGUCCAAGCUGAAAAUCCACUGAUGACUGUUAUGGCGGUUGUUUUUGAACAGUAUGAGGGGAGAAACAUGAAGUACAAAAUUAGACAUUCUUGGAAGGUUCCAUAUAAUUUAUUCCAAACUUUUGAAGGUGAACAUCUGGGCGCAACACCUACUGCGUAUUUCGAUUUAAUCCCAUUUGCACAGAUCCAGAUGUGUGUAGAUGAAGCACUUAUAAACCAAAAAAUACCCGAUUACAUGUCCAACAUAAAGAUGUCAAUACAAAGAAUGCCUUAUCCACCACAUGUUAAAAUAGACGAUAGUGAUACAAUACUACGUGCAAUGAUUGCUACGUUUGCAGUUAUAAUUUUUAUUAUUCCACUUUGUGUCGAAGCCAGCUAUGCAGCUCAGGAGAAAUUUAUUGGUGUAAAUGUUUUAAUGGCGAUGAACGGCGUUAAACAGUUCUACAACUUGUUAAGCUGGCUGUUUAUAGGAAUAUUAUUUAGUAAUCUAUAUAUAAUACCAAUAAUCGCAUUGUUUAAGACUACUUUUAAUAAAGGAGUUGUCGUAGCCUACAUGCACUAUGGAAACGGGUUUAUAUUUUGGCUUCUAUUCACUGCGAAUAUUGCUCACCUUAUAUCUUUUGGCAUGCACAUUGCGGCAUAUUUUUCGAGACCACGUUUUGUGACAAUUGUCUUAUCGAUUACCUACAUAGCGGCGUUUGCACUUCAUGAGAACUUGUGGAACAGCGGAGCUUUUAGAGUUAUACCAUAUUUUGGUAUAAUAUUCCCGAAUAUUUUGUUCUAUAGAUUGUUUGAAGAAUCAAAUACGUAUGAAAGUAAACUGAUUGGCGUUCAGUGGGAUAGUUUUUUCGUCACCGGAAAUAUAGAAUACGGUAUGGUAGGAAGUACGGGUUUUAUAUUUCUCUUCUCAAUUUUGGGUGCUGUGAUACAUUUUACACUCGCGGUGUAUAUAAACGCUGUGUUCCCGGGGAAAUACGGGGUCCAGAAAGAUCCAUUCUAUUUUUUGAAAUGUAUGAAGAAGAAUAAAAUAUCUCUCGAUGAUGAAGCUGGCGAGUUGGAUUAUGAUAAAAUAGGCAAAGAAAAUUUUGAGCCGGUUCUAGGCAAUGCACUUAUACCUGGAAUACAAAUCCGCGAUCUUAAGAAGUCUUACACAACAAACUGGUUACGAAAACCUCAAGUCCACGCAUUAAGAGGGAUUUCCGUGGACUUUUACAAAGGAGAAAUUACUGCCCUAUUGGGACAUAACGGGGCGGGCAAAACUACGCUUAUGUCUAUAUUAACAGGCGUGACCGACCAAACGCAAGGAAAAGUAUUUAUAAACGGCAAAAAUAUAGUAGAGCAUUUAGAGAAUAUUAGAAACGAUCUGGGUUUGUGUCCUCAGGAGAACAUGGUUUUCCCAGAUUUAAACGUAUUCGAGCAGAUAGAAUUCAUUGGCUUGUUAAAAGCUGAGCGGAAGAGCAGGUACCAGAUCAGACAGGACGUCGAUCUUUUGCUUUCCAAACUAAAGCUUUCCGAGAAGAGGGAUUUUCUGCCUAGCAAACUUUCCGGCGGUCAACAGAGAAGAUUAUGCCUUGGGAUGGCACUCAUUGGCGAUGCUAGCAUUAUAAUUUUGGAUGAACCGACUUCGGGAAUGGAUCCUGAGACCAGAAGAGACACAUGGGAUAUGAUAUUGAAACUUAGGGGAGAAAAAACAAUAUUGAUUAGCACGCAUAAUAUGGAAGAGGCUGACAUACUUGGCGAUAGAAUCGCGAUAAUACAUAUAGGUCGCCUAAAGAGUUUUGGUACAGCGAUGUUUUUGAAGAAACAGCAUGGUCAUGGUCAUGUAGAAGUUACCUUAUCGAUCAAGUCCUGGUGUGAACCAGCGAAAAUCAUCAAUAAAUUUGACCCGAGAACGCAACAACUCAGCGUUGAUAGCGAGAAGAUGCUCCUGAGUGUACCAUACACUGCUUCUUUACCACGAUCGCUGGAUAGUGUAGAGAGCGAGAAGAAAAAGCUAGGAGUCACUGGAAUAAGCGUAUCAUUGAUUACAUUGGAACAAGUAUUUUUAAAGAUCGCAAAGAAUGAGGAUAAUGGAAAACAUCUUAACGAGCUGUUUACAGCACCAGUAGACAAAAUUAGAGGCAACGAGCUAUACUUGCAAUCAUUAUUGGCGUUGCUUUCCAAGAAGUUCACAUAUACGAGGAAAAACUUGGCCAACUUAUUGGCGAUGCUGAUGUUUCCUCUCCUGUCGAUACUUUUAAUAUCCUUAAGUUACAAUUUACCGAGUGACCCCACAAACAUUGUCCCGUUGAGACUUGACAUGUACAGAUAUCCGAAAGCUUUAUAUUCUUCUGACAACGAAACAAUCGGCCGGAUAUACGAGGACACCGUCAGUGAUUUCGGCGGGUCCGCAGACGCGGUUUUUGAUACGAGUGUUACAAACGCGCUUCUAAAUAUUUCCUUGAUUAAUAUCGCGGAGUAUCGUAACAACUAUAUCGUGUCCGCCGAAUUUAACUCCACUAUGAACGAGACAUUGGUGAACGGUUUUUAUUCCGGCAUUGCACUGCACGGUGUGCCGUUGACAGUGAAUCUCCUGAGUAAUACGCUGAUCAAGACUUUCGCCGACAAUAAACACUCGAUUGACGUGUCCAGGCAACAAUUGCCGAACACACUCGCCUCGACCAGAAUACAAAUGCCAGAAGCGGAGUCGCUUUCGCGAACUUUGCUGUUUUGCGCAUUCUUCUUCCCCACUGUGGCGAUCUACGUGGUACAUCCAUUGCAGGAAAAGGCAACGAAUGUUAAGCAACUUCAACGUAUGACAGGCGUCUCAACUGUGUCGUACUGGGGAACAAUGUUCACUGUCGAUUUUCUGAUAUAUACUAUGUCUGUGCUGAUAAUUGCUUUAGCAUAUUACAUUAUGGAUGUUAUUCUUGAUAUCCGUCUAUAUUAUAGAAUAGAAAUAAUCUCUACAAUAUUGCUUCUGGAAUUGUUCGGUAUUAAUGUUCUAUUUAUAGUGUACAUGUUCAGUUUUCUAUCCAAGUCAAGGAGCACGGUAAUAACUAUUUUGAGUCUGGCACCUCUCGGUCUCGUUAUAAUACAAUAUGUGCUACAUGAACUGAUACAUACUUUCGACAAUCUUAAAUUAUUACACAUUAUACAAAAAAGAAUGUUUCGACUAAUUCCUUACGUAAGUUUGUAUCACGGGCAUCUGGCCUUUUACAACAUAGCCAUGCAAAACGCGAGGUGUCGUCGUCUGCCGAAUAAACUUCAUGAAAUAACUUGUUUCGUCCGCGAUCCUUGCUGUGGCUUGGAUUGUUCAGACGGAGAAUGCAGAAAUCAAACCCCUUACUUUCAAAACUUCAAAGACGACAUUAACUUCGAGGAGUGCAUAUUGUAUCUCGGUCUAACGCCAAUUUUAUAUUUUACUAUAUUGCUGUGUCUGGAGGAGAAGCUGUUCCCGUUGAUAUUUAGGAAGGCCGUCAAACCGCAACUGAGGGACGCUUGCGACAAAAUGGACGAUCAAGUGAAGAAGGAGAAACAUGUGGUAGCGUUAGAAAUCAAUAAGAUAGCCAACAAAAGUAUAACCACAAACAUCGAGGUACAAAACCUUAAAGAGGAAUUUGCCGCUAAUAGAAAUAGCGAGAUAUUGCAAAGUCCAAUCAGUGAGGGCGACAGUCUAUUCUUGGUGUACGAAUUAAGCAAGUACUACGGCAAGCUGAUGGCCGUGAGAGAGAUCAGUUUUCGAGUGAAGGCACGGGAGUGUUUCGGACUGCUUGGCGUGAACGGUGCCGGGAAAAGCACGACUUUCAGAAUGCUAACUGGAGAAGAGACACCUAACAGCGGUAUAAUGUACUUAGGAAGAGCGAACAUUCAUUCGAACAGGAAAGAGUAUCUGUCCGAGAUGGGCUACUGUCCGCAAACCGACGCUUUAAUUCCUUCCCUGAACACUUUCGAUCAUUUACGACUGUUCGCUCGUCUCCGUGGCAUACCGAAGUCGAACGUGGAGUUGGAGGUCAACAAAUGGAUCAACAGACUGAACUUGACUGCUUACAUGUGGCAGCCAAGCGGUACUUACAGCGGCGGUAACAAGAGACGCUUGAAUAUCGCAAUGGCUCUUAUCGGUAAUCCUACUCUCGUGCUUCUGGACGAGCCUACCACCGGCGUCGAUCCCGCGGCCAGGAGAUCGCUGUGGAACACCUUGCAGUCUUGCCAGGCGGCUGGGCAAGCCAUUAUACUUACGUCGCACAGCAUGGAGGAAUGCGAGGCACUCUGCAAUCGCCUAGUCAUCAUGGUGAAGGGUCAGUUGGUUUGCAUCGGCGCGAGCCAGGAGCUGAAGCAACGAUUUGGAGCGGGUUACGAUAUUCACGUCAAACUGAAUCCGGAUCGCACGGACGAGGAAGCCGAGAGCAUCAAGAACAUCAUCGAGUCGAGUUUAACGUGCGACAUUCGAGACGAAAAUCUGGGGUUACUGGCCUACCAUGUAACCGAUUGCGACACAACGUGGGAAAAAAUGUACAACACGAUGGACGAUGUGAAGCGAAGGUACAAUUGCAUCGAGGAUUAUGCCGUGUUGUCGGCGACCUUAGAGCAGCUGUUUAUACAAUUCGCGAGAGGAGCUGAAGCACCGCCGCCGCCGCCUCAAGAAGAACCUUCAGAUCAUGCUAGUCAUGAAGAAACAGUAUAAGUGUGAUUUAUUAAAUGUUCCGAUAUUAUACCAAUAUUAUUCCGAUAUUAUAUGAACAAUGCAAUAAAAAUACGAUAAAACGCGUUUCGAUGAGUUAUCGAUUAGUCGCUCAAUGAAAUGACUUUUAGAUGUCGCUUUUAAUUUAUUUCGCGAAAUAAAAUUAUACAAAGAUAGAUAUUUUUCGUGUAAUACACUUAUGUAAAUAAUGUAUUUUUUCUCCCUGUAUACAUGUGAAGUAAAAGUAUUAAUUUA